Messenger RNA from Triticum aestivum (bread wheat), 2699 nucleotides. Its product is annotated as cleavage and polyadenylation specificity factor subunit 2. Gene Ontology annotation, biological process: mRNA 3'-end processing by stem-loop binding and cleavage. Gene Ontology annotation, cellular component: mRNA cleavage and polyadenylation specificity factor complex. Gene Ontology annotation, molecular function: RNA binding. The transcript has 18 exons. The coding region runs from base 154 to 2370 and encodes 738 amino acids. The record is from RefSeq and is a predicted model, not a curated record. NCBI's taxonomy places the organism in Eukaryota, Viridiplantae, Streptophyta, Magnoliopsida, Poales, Poaceae.
AACUAAUCGAGCCAUAUGGCCCGUAUCGCCUAGCCCGGGCCAAGUUUCACUUUCAUACCAGCCCGGCCCAGCAGCUUCCUUCAACCUCAAACCCGCUCGAACCUCCGGCUCCACUCGCCGUCGCCGCCGCCGCCGCCCACCGACGACGAAGGGAUGGGGACGUCCGUGCAGGUGAUGCCGCUGAGCGGGGCGUACGGGGAAGGCCCCCUUUGCUAUCUGCUCGCCGUCGACGGCUUCCGCUUCCUCCUCGACUGCGGCUGGACCGACCACUGCGACCCCGCCCUCCUCCAGCCCCUCGCCAGGGUUGCGCCAACAAUAGAUGCUGUUCUUCUGUCUCAUCCUGACAUGAUGCAUCUAGGAGCUUUGCCCUAUGCUAUAAAACAUCUUGGAUUAUCUGCACCAGUAUAUGCAACAGAACCUGUGUUUAGACUUGGCCUUUUAACCAUGUAUGAUUAUUUUCUAUCUCGAUGGCAAGUUGCAGAUUUUGACUUGUUUUCUUUGGAUGAUAUUGAUGCCGCAUUCCAGAAUGUUGUGAGACUGAAAUAUUCACAGAAUCACCUUCUUAACGAUAAAGGUGAAGGAAUAGUUAUUGCGCCACAUGUGUCGGGCCAUCUUUUGGGGGGUACAGUAUGGAAGAUAACAAAAGAUGGAGAGGAUGUCGUCUAUGCUGUUGACUUUAACCACCGAAAAGAGAGGCAUUUGAAUGGUACUACCCUUGGAUCUUUUAUACGGCCAGCUGUUUUGAUUACUGAUGCUUACAAUGCCUUGAACAAUCAGGUCUACAAAAGGCAGCAGGAUCAAGAUUUCAUUGAUUCAAUGGUGAAAGUUCUAUCAAGUGGUGGUAGCGUAUUACUGCCUGCUGAUACAGCUGGUAGAGUGCUAGAACUUCUUUUAAUAAUGGAGCAGUACUGGGCUCAACGACAUUUGGUCUAUCCUAUCUACUUUCUGACAAAUGUUUCUACUAGUACUGUUGAUUUUGUCAAGAGUUUUCUUGAAUGGAUGAGUGAUUCUAUCUCAAAGUCUUUUGAACACACUAGAGAUAAUGCCUUCUUAUUAAGACAUGUCUCACUGAUAAUUAACAAAGAAGAGCUAGAGAAACUGGGAGAUGCUCCAAAGGUGGUUCUAGCAUCCAUGUCAAGUUUGGAGGUUGGCUUUUCUCAUGACAUUUUUGUUGAGAUGGCAAAUGAAGCUAAAAAUCUAGUGCUUUUUACUGAGAAGGGUCAGUUUGGGACACUUGCUCGCAUGCUUCAAGUGGAUCCACCCCCCAAAGCCGUAAAAGUCACUAUGAGCAAGCGAGUUCCUUUAGUUGGUGAUGAGCUGAAAGCUUAUGAAGAGGAACAAGAACGGAUAAAAAAGGAAGAAGUGCUAAAGGCUAGCAUCAGCAAGGAGAAGGAGCUAAAGGCUUCUCAUGAAUCAAAUGCAAAGGCUUCUGACCCCAUGGUUGUUGAUGCAAGCUCGUCUCGUAAAUCAUCCAAUGCUGGCUCACAUGUUGGCGGGAAUGUGGAUAUUCUAAUUGAUGGAUUUGUCUCUCCGGUGACCAGCAUCGCUCCAAUGUUUCCUUUCUUUGAAAAUACUGCUGACUGGGAUGACUUCGGCGAGGUUAUCAAUCCUGAUGAUUAUAUGAUGAAACAAGAUGAAAUGGAUAAUAAUAUGAUGCUCGGUGCUGGAGAUGGCAUGGAUGGUAAACUUGAUGAGAGCUCAGCACGCCUUCUUCUUGAUUCAGCACCGUCAAAAGUUAUUUCCAACGAGAUGACUGUGCAAGUAAAGUGCUCAUUGGCAUAUAUGGACUUUGAAGGUCGGUCCGAUGGACGUUCUGUAAAAUCAGUUAUUGCUCAUGUGGCCCCACUGAAACUCGUUUUGGUACACGGAUCAGCAGAAGCUACUGAACAUUUAAAAAUGCAUUGUGCAAAAAACUCUGACUUGCAUGUUUAUGCUCCUCAGAUAGAAGAAACGAUUGAUGUAACAUCAGAUUUAUGUGCUUACAAGGUACAACUUUCUGAGAAGUUAAUGAGCAAUGUCAUUUCUAAGAAGUUGGGUGAGCAUGAAAUUGCAUGGGUUGAUUCAGGGGUUGGAAAGGUGGAUGAGAAGCUCACUUUGCUACCCCCCUCAUCAACUCCAGCAGCCCACAAGUCAGUUCUUGUGGGUGAUCUGAAAUUGGCUGAUUUCAAGCAAUUCCUAGCAAAUAAAGGUUUACAGGUUGAGUUUGCUGGGGGUGCUCUACGGUGCGGCGAGUACAUCACCGUGCGCAAGAUUGGCGAUUCUAACCAAAAGGGUAGCACGGGUUCUCAGCAGAUUGUGGUCGAGGGUCCGUUGUGCGAGGACUACUACAAGAUCCGCGAGCUCCUUUAUUCACAGUUCUUCUUGUUGUAGAGGUCAAGCGCUGCACCAUUGUUGUGUGUUGUACAAACCGACUGGUGAAUAGACAAGUGGAAACUGCCUCGCUAACGUAAAUUAAUCCUGGGGAUGCCAGUUGUACCUUUUCUUAUUGAACACCUUUGUCCGUUGCUAACGUCAUUUGUGCAUUCAUCUUUUAGUUCAUUUAUUUCAUAUUUCUGUGGCAUGUGUGUUGCCACAUACCAUAUUUCUGUGGUAAUACGUAAUGAAGGGGGAAAACUAAAUUAUGUAAGGAAACACAACAAAUGUAUCAUUACGGCAGCAAGUUCAUGUUUAGGUGAACCACCGUUUUCUGUCUUUGCCAA